AUGGAACUGGAACUUGUUGAAAAACAUAUCGAACAUCAAGUUCAAGCAACUGAAUUAGUAAAUGCACUUAGUCAAUUAUCUGUGUGUUCAAUAGGCGAGUUUCAGCUGAAUAUGAAAAUUAAAAAAGCGCUUCAUCAGGCAAAGACAUCGCAACACAUUGUGCCUAUUUUAAUAGAUAAUACUAAAGAAACAACAGUCGAAUAUCGUCCAUUGAUAAUACAUCUUGAGGGUAACUACAACAGAUUGGCAUCGAAUAAACAUUCGAUUCAACAAUAG
Molecule: messenger RNA, 276 nt
Organism: Rotaria socialis
Lineage: Eukaryota; Metazoa; Rotifera; Eurotatoria; Philodinida; Philodinidae
Source: the annotation of a GenBank genome assembly